Messenger RNA from Lycium ferocissimum, 2157 nucleotides. RefSeq names its product rhodanese-like domain-containing protein 4, chloroplastic. Lineage: Eukaryota; Viridiplantae; Streptophyta; Magnoliopsida; Solanales; Solanaceae. The transcript is spliced from 11 exons. The coding region runs from base 196 to 1866 and encodes 556 amino acids. The record is from RefSeq and is a predicted model, not a curated record.
UUGCCAAAACAUAAUAAUAAAGUACUCUUCAAUCCAUCUAUAAAAUUGGCCCACUUAAUCACCAGCCCCCAUGAUCCUUCCUUAUAUGACACUUUCAUCACCAAGUUGUGAGAAUACUACAGCCUUUCACUAGUAUAUCAAGAUUUAGCUAAAAUUACAAAUUUUCUUCUUCACAUAGAUAAAGAAUUAUAUGCUAUGGAGGCACUCAAUGCAGCAAGAUUAACUCCUGUUUCAGUUCUUUCUGAUAGAAGAAAUGAGCCCAAAAAAGUCCCAUCUUUCCAAUUCAAGAACCUUCCUAAUUCAGCCAAUGUUAACACCAAUUAUUCAAGAAAUGUUCAUGGGGGUCUAGUGUUACUUUCCUCUGUUUUCACUACAAACUUAGCUAAAGCAUUGACAUAUGAAGAAGCACUUCAGCAAUCAACUACUAGUACUGAUUUUGAUGCAAAUGCAUUGGUUGAAACUGUGACCAAUUUUGUAUCUGAAAAUCCUUCAGUUAUAGCUGCUGCUGUUGCUGUUUUGGCUUUGCCAUUGGUUCUGUCUCAGGUGUUCAGUAAAAAGCCUAAGCCAUGGGGUGUUGAGUCUGCCAAGAAGGCUUAUGCAAAAUUGGGAGAUGAUGAAAGUUCAGAAUUACUUGAUAUAAGGGGCACUGUGGAAUUAAGGCAAGUGGGGAGUCCAGAUAUUAAGGGUUUGAAGAAGAAGCCAGUUAAUGUUGUUUAUAAAGGUGAAGAUAAGCCAGGGUUCUUGAAUAAGCUAGCUUUGAAGUUCAAGGAGCCAGAGAAUACCACAUUGUUCAUUCUAGACAAAUUUGAUGGGAACUCUGAACUCGCUGCAGAGCUUGCUACAGCAAAUGGUUUUAAAGCUGCAUAUGCAAUUAAAGACGGUGCUGAAGGACCCCGAGGAUGGAAGAAUAGUGGCCUUCCAUGGAUACUUCCUAAGAAAACUUUAAGUCUUGAUCUUGGCCUGUCUGAUGCUCUUGAUGGUAUUCUUGGGGACGGUUCUGAUGCAGUGACCGUAGGUUUAGGUGUUGCUGCAGCUGCUGGAUUAGGACUAUUGGUGUUCUCAGAGGUGGAAACAGUACUCCAACUGUUAGGUUCAGCUGCACUUAUCCAACUAGUCAGCAAGAAACUUCUAUUUGCAGAGGACAGAAAGCAAAGUCUGCAACAAGUUGAUGAGUUUCUCACUAAAGAGGUUGCUCCAAAGGAGCUUGCAGGUGACAUUAAGCAAAUAGGGAUGGCUCUUCUUCCAGUCCCAGUGAAUAGCAAAGCUCUACCUGCACCUGCAGAGAAAACUGAAUCAGUUCCCGAGGUGGAUGUUCCAUCAUCUAAAGUAGAAGCUUCCGUCGAGCCUACUCCAGAAAUCAAUUCAGACCCUGAACCAGAAGUGAAAGUAUUUGCUUUCAGUUUCAGUGAAAUUUCAGAGUCACUUUCACCCUAUCCUAAUUAUCCUGAUCUCAAGCCUCCAACAUCCCCGAUACCUUCACAACCUAGUGGCAAUGUGGAGAAAAUGGAAACAGUUUCCAAGGUAGAAAUAUCUACCGAGUCUACUCCAGAAGUCAAUUCAGUCCCGAAACCAGAAGAAACAGCAGAAGCACUAUCUGGAAUUACAAGGUCGCUUUCUCCAUAUCCCAAUUAUCCUGACCUGAAGCCUCCAACAUCGCCGAUACCUUCUCAACCUAGUGGCAGUGUGAAGAAAACAGAAACAGUUUCCAAGGUAGAAUUAUCUUCCGAGUCUACUCCAGAAAUCAAUUCAAUCCCUAAACCAGAAGUAACAGCAGAAGCACUAAAUGGAAAUGCAAGGCCACUUUCUCCGUAUCCAAAUUAUCCUGAUCUCAAGCCUCCAACUUCGCCAAUGCCGACGCAAGCAUAAUGUUGGACUUGCAGAUUUCCAUAUCCAAGGUGUACCAGCUCCGCAAUUUCCAGUUGGGGGAGAACUACAAUGCCAUAUCCUGUUUCAAGUAAAAGUUAGCUAUUCAAUGAAAUCUUGUAUUUACGUUACCUGCAUUUGACGGGAAAUUUGUAACAGUAUAGAUAAAGAUUCUCAUCGUUAUGUCCUUCAUUUCCAUUCUUUGUAAUUUAUUGAUGGAUCGAUGUCAAAUGUAGACACAAGUGGGUGUAAAAGCUUAUGUAACUUUAGCAAUACAAUCACUUCGAAGCAAAA